Chilo suppressalis (striped riceborer) is the source of this 2964-nucleotide messenger RNA. The record is from the annotation of a GenBank genome assembly. NCBI's taxonomy places the organism in Eukaryota, Metazoa, Arthropoda, Insecta, Lepidoptera, Crambidae.
GUGGACGUAACACGCGCGCGGGUGUAGCGUCGAACGCGGGAAAACUUUACGAUGUCGAAAUAAACACAAAAUUCGAUUCUAAUAAAUUCUUAAUUGUGAUUACAAAUAUAUGUGAUGUUAUUGUUGGCACCGUGAGCUUCAAACUAUAAUUGACGCCAUGAAAAUCACCGCAUGGAUUAAGUGGCGGACUUGCUGCGUCCUCAUAUUAACAUUGGGAGGUUCUCACGCGGAAAAAUUCACCCUUGGAUACAUCACUGGCUCACAGAGGCGACCAGGCGACUACACAUACCAAAAACCUGGUAGAGUAAUCUCAGGGGCCAUAUCUAUGGCAGUGGAUGAUGUGAAUUCGAAGCUUCUCCGGCCGAUGGGCCAUGAAAUAGACUUUGUAGUAGCAGAAACUUAUGGUCAAGAAGAAGUUUCAAUAAAACAGGUGGCGGCAUUGUGGGCAACAAACGUGUCAGCAUUCAUCGGGCCACAAGAGACUUGCGUGCACGAGGGACGCAUGGCCGCUGCCUUCAACCUUCCUAUGGUCAGCUAUUAUUGCCGUGACGUGGCGAGUUCAAAUAAGCGCGUGUACGCAACUUUCGCGCGCACACGCCCCUCCGACAUCGACAUCUCGCGCUCCGUGCUCGCCGUGCUCAAGCACUUCAACUUUAUGCAUAUAGUAGUCGUGUACUUAAAAGCUCCCAACCACGACUAUUCCCGUCUCGCGCUCGCCAUAAUGGCCGUGGCUCGGGAACAGCACAUCUCUAUCCGGGCCGCCGUCGAGUACCGGGAGCCGUUCUACUACGAGAACAGACAAGAGAAUUUCACUAGAAAUCCUUUCUUAGACAUCGUAAGGGAUACUUAUAAGGACACGAGAAUUUACGUGUCGGUGGGAUAUUAUCAUGAUCACAUCGGUCUGAUGUUAGCAUUAGAUACUAUGCAGUUGCUUGACUCUGGCGAGUACGCAGCCAUAGGUGUGGACGUCGAGAAAUAUGAACCAGAGGAGGCCGUACGAUACCUCGCGGGGCCGCUGCGCAAGGAGCCCGAGGCCAGGGGCUUAAAGGCCUUCAGGUCAUACUUGGCCGUGUCACCGUCACCCUCGCCCUCCUACUCGGCCUUCGCCAUGGAAGUCAACAGGAGACUACAGAUGCCUCCAUUCAACUUCACCAACCCGUUACUAGCAUUGGGCGGCGGGAAAGUGAUCCCAGUAGAAGCGGCAUGGCUGCAUGACGCAGUUUGGGUGUACGCGCGCGCGCUGGUGGCCGCGAUGUCCCUGGGAUACAACCCCCGCGACGGAAGAGCACUAGCCACUUUCAUGAGGAACACGACCUACCGCAGUGUUAUGGGUUACUGGGUGCAUAUGGAUGAGAACGGUGACGCAGAAGGCAACUACACACUGUUGUCGAUAGACCCUGCGCGAAAACCCGGCCUCUACCCAGUCGCAGUGCUGCACAAGUCUACUCCUGAGGUGAGAUUCCUGCGUGAAUUAAAGUGGCCCGGCGGGCGAGUACCGCUGUCAGAGCCCCCUUGCGGCUUUCACGGCGAAAAGUGCGCUAGUCAUAUAGGAGCAUGGGCAUUAGGAGCAUCUGGGGCCACCUUGGUUUUGUUAGCUCUGGCUGCCCUAGCCCUGUACCGUGGAUGGCGUUACGAACAAGAACUAGACUCACUGCUGUGGAAGAUCGACUUCCGAGACCUACAACUUCCCGAUGACGAGCCGUGCGUCAACAAACUGAGUAGAGCUGAUUUUUUCCAGCAAGACAGCAGCGCUGUUGUGAACACCAACUCCUCGUGUAACACCGUUACCACCGAAAAGGCGGGCGCCAACGGUGGCGUGCGCUCCAGCCAAGUGUCGCUGAGCUCCAACCCCGACCUGGACUUCAGAUACUCGGCCAUCUUCACGGAAGUGGCCCUGUACAGAGGCCGCCUUCUGGCUGUCAAGAGGGUGCGAAGACACCAUAUCGACAUCAACCGAGAGAUCAAGAAAGAACUGAAAAUCAUGAGAGAUUUACAACACGACAACGUGAACGGAUUCGUAGGAGCGUGCAUUGAGCCACCUAAUGUGUGCGCGCUUUCAGAAUACUGCACAAGAGGAAGUCUGAAGGAUAUUCUUGAGAAUGAAGACAUCAAGCUCGACAAUAUGUUUGUAGCAUCCCUCGUUGCUGACAUUAUUAGGGGUAUGAUAUUCAUUCAUGAGUCGACGCUGCAAUACCACGGCGCGCUGCGGCCGUCCAACUGCCUGGUGGACGCGAGAUGGGUGGUCAAACUCGCGGACUUCGGCCUCAGAGAAUUCCGCCGCGGGGAAAUACUGCCAGCUGACCCCAUCGCUUUGAGAACACAUUUCGAAAAUCUAGUCUACCUUUCCCCCGAGCUUCUCCGCAAGUCCGGUUGGGGUUCGGAUUCGUUUCCACUAUCGGACGAGCACAGAGACGGCACGCCUGCAGCGGAUGUGUACGCCUUCGCAUUGGUUCUGUACGAGAUCCACACGCGGAAAGGGCCAUUCGGGCUGGACGCGCCUGCGGCGCCGACGCUGCUGAGGCGACUAGCUGUGCCGGAACCCACGCCUUACAGGUAGACGCUCUCGCGGUGCCGAUGCUGCUGAGGCGACUACCUGUAAAUCCACCAUACUUUCGCAGUUUCCAAGCCUUUAAAUCAUCGAUUUGACUGCGUGCGUGAAUGCUGCUGUGAGUGCUGGGCCGAAGAUCCUACUUCAAGACCCGACUUCAAGGCCGUACGCACCAGGCUUAGGCCACUGAGGAAAGGCAUGAAACCUAAUAUUUUUGACAACAUGAUAGCUAUAAUGGAGAAGUACGCAAAUAAUCUCGAGGCUCUAGUGGACGAGCGCACUGAUCAACUACAGGAGGAGAAAAAGAAGACUGAGGCACUGUUAGAAGAAAUGCUGCCUGCGCCGGUGGCCGAACAACUAAAGCGCGGGCGCCGCGUGCUGCCCGAGAGCUACGACUCGGUCACCAUAUACUUCAG